CUAGGCUGUGGCUUGGCCAAGGUGGCCGGUCCAGUGAAAGCUCAGGGAUCUGCUGGGUUGGGGAAGCUACUCUUCCAAAGGUGGGGAGGUGGUUAUGCUUUCUGGCUGCCUGUCCUCCCCCCAAGUUCAGUAUUUGUCAUUCUGACUUUUAAAAGGGGAGUGAAGCCUGGGAAACAUUUACUUUUUGAGAGAAAGAGACUUUGAGUUCACUCAGAGUGAGAGCUGCACUUGGCGGCCACUCCCAGGGUGUGACUAAGCCCUUCCUUCCUUUUUUCCCAAGAUUCCCUGGGUCAGGAAGAAAGCUCAGGCAGCCAGUUCCUCUGUGGCUCAUGGGUGGUCAUGAACUUGACCUCAGUCACUCAACCCUAUUUUCGUCAGUAUUGCUGUUACUGGAGAAAAACAAGCCGUUUCCUGUCUCCUACCUCGACAGUGUGAUUUUUGAGGGUAAAGGAACUCCUUCCAAGGAUCCAACCAUAUCCAGUGAGGUUUUAACCUCAUCCGAAGACAAAGAAAAAUGUUUCCUGCCACAGAACAUGACUCCAGACCUGGCUCUCUCCUUCAGUGUGAGGAGCCGCUCCCGGAGGUGCGUCAAUGGCCCCUUGCAGGAAGAGGCCCGGAGGCGGCUGUGGGCGCUGGAGAAUGAGGACCAGGAGGUGCGUGCCCUGUUUAAGGACCUCUCAGCAAGGUUGAUGAGUGUCCAGUCCCAGAAGGCACAGUUUCUCAUCACUUUCAAGACCAUGGAGGAAAUCUGGAAGUUCUCCACCUACCUUAACUUAGGCUAUGUGUCUGCAUGCCUGGAGCACCUCCUCUUCGACCACCAGUACUGGCUCAGCAGCAGAUUGGUGGAGGACACGGAGCUCCAAGUGUCCGUAGAUGAUAAACACCUGGAAGCCAUCUACCUGGGACUCCUGCUGCAGGAAGGCCACUUCUUCUGCAGAGCCCUGUGCUCAGUGGCUCAGUCAGCUGAGAAGGAAGGAGAGUGUUUGCCGCUCUGCAAGAAUGAGCUAAUCUCAGUGAAGAUUGCAGAAGACGGGUCCGAGUGGGAAGGAAUGUCCUUGGUGACCGGCCAGCGGGGCCUGGUGCCUGUCUCAGCCCUGGAACCCCUGCCUCUCCCUUUCCACCAGUGGUUCCUAAAGAAUUAUCCCGGGACCUGUGGCUUCUCCAGGAAGAAGGACUGGACAGACUCCUGUCCCAUCGGCAGAGGAAAAUGUAAGGUCUGGAAAGAAUAUGAGAGGGAAGAAAAGGAUGAGCUGAGCUUGCACCAGGGGGAAAGCAUUGAGAUCGUCGGCUUUGUCAUCCCUGCGCUCCAGUGGUUCAUCGGGCGGUCGGUGCGCUCGGGAGAGGUGGGCUUCGUCCCCACCAGGAACGUAGAUCCUGACUCAUAUUCCCCAAUGAGCAAGAACUCUGCUUUUUUCAGUGAUGAAGAAAGAUGCUCUCUGUGGGCCCUGGGAAGUGACAGGAAGGCCGAGGGUGCCACCUUCCUCCACACGCUCGCCCACACCGACAUCACGUCUGUCCACCGGCUUAGUGGGUUUGAAUCCCUCCAGAAUCAUCCGAACGAUUUGAGCGUGCCCCAGGGCUUCAGGGAGGCCAGGCCUGGUGGGGCCUGGGAGGAGCGUCAGCCCAGGGGCUCCAGACGGUCCAGCGGCUCCGAGGACUCCAGUCUAGAGGAGGAGCUCCUCUCGGCUGCCUCAGACACCUACCACCUGCCGGAGCCUGAUGACCUCGAUGACCCGGAACUGCUCGUGGACCUAAAUACUGGUCAGGAGGAGGAGGAGGAAGCGGAGAGCUUCGCCCCCAUACUGGCCUUUCUGGACCAUGAGGGUUACGCCGACCAUUUUAAGAGCCUCUAUGAUUUUUCUUUCUCUUUCCUCACAUCUUCCUUUUACAGCUUCUCCGAGGAGGGCGAGCUUGUGGCCUAUCUGGAGGCCUCGAGGAAGUGGGCCAAGCGGAGCCACAUGACCUGGGCCCAUGCUCGGCUCUGCUUCCUCUUGGGCCGACUGGGCGUCAGGAAGGUCAAACUGUCUCAGGCCAGGGUGUACUUUGAGGAGGCCAUCCACAUCCUCAACGGGGCUUUUGAGGACCUCCCCCUGGUGGCUGCGCUCUACAUCAAUUUGGCUGCAAUCUACCUGAGGCAGAGGCUGAGGCAUAAAAGCUCGGCCCUGCUGGAAAAAGCCAGCACACUAUUGGCCUGCUUGCCUGACCGAGAGUCCAGUGCCAAGAAUGAGCUGGACAUGGUGGCCUAUGUGCUGCGGCAGGGCAUUGUGGUGGGCAGCUGCGUCCUGGAAGCCAGGGCAUGCUUCCUGGCCAUCCGACUGCUCCUGAGUCUUGGGCGGCAUGAGGAGGUGCUGCCCUUCGCAGAGCGUCUGCAGCUGCUGUCUGCACACCCUCCUACCUCGGACGCCAUGGCCGUUAUCUUGAGUUUUCUAUAUGACAAGAAAUAUCUUCCACACCUAGUAGUGGCCUCUGUGCGGCAACGUGGGGCCCAGAGCACCCAAGCUAUCCCUCUACCUAUUUGGCAGGCCCACCUGGUCCUCCAGAACACCAGCAAGCUCCUUAGUGUGCCCUCAGCAAGAUGGGGCGAAGUCUCCGCCCUGGCCUGCCCAGCACUGAGGCAGGUGCUGGCCGCCUGUGAGGAGCAGGCUGAUCGGAGCACCCAGAGGGCUGUGUGUCUCAUCCUGUCCAAAGUGUACCUCCAACACAGGUGUCCUGAUGGUGCCAUCCACUACCUGAGCCAGGCCUUGGUGCUGGGGCAGCUGCUGAGUGAGUAUGAAGCUUUUGAAUCUUCCCUUUGCCUGGCCUGGGCCUAUCUCUUAGCCAGUCAGGCCAAGAAGGCUGUGGACAUCCUAGAACCGCUAUUAUACUCCCUGAGGGAGACAGAAAGUCUGACCCAGAAAGGAGUGGUCCAGAACCUCUUGGGACUUGCAUUUCAAGGUGAAGGCCGGGUGAACAGGGCCGCCAAGUGCUACCUGCGGGCCCUGAACAAAGCCCAGGAGAUGGGGGAUGUGAGGAAUCAGGCAGUGACUUUGGCCAAUCUUGGCCACCUGACUCUCAACUCCGGGGCUCAGCAGCUGUCCAGGGACUACCUCCUGCAGGCUUCCCGGCUCUAUUCUGAACUCCCCGCCAGCAUGGAGACAGACAUGGAGUUAGUACAGAUGCUGCUCUGGUUGGCCCAAGUCCUUGUGUCUGGACACCAGGUGGUCAGUGGCCGCCUGUGCUAUGAAGUGGCAUUACUGUUCGGCUUAAAGCACCGGCACUUGAAGAGUCAGCUUCAGGUCACCAAAUCCCUCUGCCAUUUCUACAGCUCUGUGUGCCCCAACCCCGAGGCAUGCAUCAUCUACCACGAGCACUGGCUGGCCCUGGCCCAGCAACUCAGGGACCGGGAGAUGGAGGGAAGGCUGCUGGAGUCGCUGGGGCAGCUCUAUCGGAACCUGAACACGGCCAGAUCCCUCAGGAAGUCCCUCACCUGCAUCAAAGAGAGCCUGCGUAUCUUCAUCGAUCUGGGAGAGAGAGACAAGGCUGCUGAGGCCUGGCUGGGGGCCGGGCGACUCCACUACCUCAUGCAGGAAGACGAGCUGGUGGAGCUGUACCUGCAGGCCGCCAUCCAGAAAGCCCUGAAGUUGGAGGAGCCCUCCCUGGCUCUUAAGCUCUAUGAAGAAGCAGGUGACUUGUUCUUCAAUGGGACCCGCCGCAGGCACCGUGCUGUAGAGUAUUACCGAGCUGGGGCUAUUCCUUUAGCAAGGAGGCUGAAGGCAUUGAGAACGGAGCUCCGGAUUUUCAACAAGUUGACUGAGUUGCAGAUCAGCCUGGAAGGCUACGAGAAGGCUCUAGAAUUUGCCACACUGGCUGCCAGGCUCAGCACAGUCGCAGGAGAUCAGAGGCAGGAGCUGGUGGCCUUUCACCGUCUGGCGACCGUGUACUAUUCCCUGCACAUGUAUGAGAUGGCCGAGGACUGCUACCUGAAGACGCUGUCUCUCUGUCCAGCCUGUCUGCACAGCCCCAAGGAGGCCCUGUAUUACGCCAAGGUGUACUACCGGCUUGGCCGACUCACCUUCUACCAGCUGAAGGAUGCCCACGAUGCCACUGAAUACUUCUGGCUGGCCCUUGCAGCAGCGGUCCUGCUUGGUGAUGAGGAGUUGCAGGACACCAUUAGAAGCAGACUGGACAACAUCUGCCACAGCCCCCUGUGGUAUAGCAGCUCUUCUGGGCGCUCCUCAGAAAGGGCGCGGUGGCUGAGUGGCGGGGGCCUGGCCCUCUGAGGAGAGCUGUCCCGUCUCUGACCAGAGGCCCCAGUCAGAAGCUGCCUCCCUGCCCCAGGAUCCUGGACACUGAUCUAUCUGGAGGAUUGAGUCAUUCCCUGACCAACCCCCCUCAUUUUACAAUGGGAAGAGAGAAGUCUAGAGGCAGAGGUCUUGUUCUGGGCCACACAAGUUGUGGGUGUCGGAGCAGGGAUUAGGAGGCCUGGCUGUGCGUCUAGAGCCUUCCAGUAGACUGGCCCUUCCACACACAUGUCCACUUUCUCAAUGUGAGAAACCUGGCUUAGGAAACCUAUCUCCUUCCUCUGUGAGGAAACCAGAUGGCAGAUGGGACUCUGUUCCCUUCACUUACUUCACUCAGUGGUGGACUCUUCGCUUGCUAGUUCCUUUCCUCUUUCUUUUCAGCAAGAACCAAAGGAGGUCUCACUCUUCCUGCCACUGGGCACUGGCAGGAGGGAAUUCACUGUGUUCUUAGCACGAAAGAACCUCAGGAGAGCCCGCUGGAAGGCACAAUAUGUGAGACCUGAGGUAGAUUCACCAUCUCUUCCCUGUCCCCGGCUCUGCUCCCAUAUACCUGCCCAGAACCCUUGGGGAAGCUUCCCAAGGGUCAAAGCUUAAAAACUAAGCACCAAGAAAAUGAUGCCCUAAGUGACGUGUAAACAGUAUAUAUUAUUAAAUAUUGACCAUGGACAUUUGUACAUGUGUAUCUCCUUUAUAAUAGGGAGAGAAAAGAUGGCAGACUUGAAGGAUGGCUGAAGUAGCCAGGUGUUGUGUUGGUUUCAGGGUAGCUCCUUUUCAAAGCGUGUCUACUGGUCAUACACCGUUGCCUAACCUGUGCCUUGAAACGUUAGCUCACAGUUUCUGUAGGAAGGCAGGAAUCCAAACUUGAUGUAGCUGAAUCCUCACCCGUGUGGCUCAUCAGGCUGCCUUCAAGCUUCUGAGGUAACUGUGAUCUCUCAACUUCACCAAGAAGAAUCUGCUUCCACACUCACUCAGUUGUUGUUGGUGAGAGUCAGUUCCUUGCUCGCUCCUGGCCAGAGGCUGCCCUUGGGUCCUUGCCACGUGGCCUCUCCCCAGGGCAUCUCACAACAGGUAGCGCACAGGGGAGCCAGCGAAGUCAGGAAGUCACGGCCCUUUCAUAACCUAAGCUCUUAAGUGACUUUGCCCUUCGUUGUGCUUUUUCUGUUCAUGAUAAGAGAGUCCUUAGGUCCAGGCACACAAAAAGGAAGGGAGUUACCAAGGGUGUGAAUAUGAGGGAAGCUGAGUACUUGGGGAUAUUUCUGGAGCUGCCCACAACAUAUCUGAAUUCUUUGAUAGGCAGUGAAGCCAACAUAUGGUCCACUGACUGCACCAGCUGCAUCACCUGUGAUAUUGUUUGAAAUGUAAAUUUUUGCCCAUCCCCUCUUACCACCCUUCCACCCCAAUAUCUUGGACUUGGAGUCUCUGGAGCCCAGGUGAGCUUUACCUUCUCCCCAGGUCACCCAAGUGCACACAAGCACACGAGGAGCACAGACAGGCUCCAGAACAGUGGUUCUCAGAUUGUGUGUAAAACAACCAUGGGGAGAAAUGUGGGGCAUCACUUUCUGGGUCUACCUCAGCACUGAAAUCUGGGGGGUCUGGAACAUGUGUUUUAAUGAGCAGCUCAGGUGACUCGAAUGCAGGUGAAUGAUCCUGCCCUGGAACGUCAUACCUGGGCAUGGAUUUAACCAUAGACAAGACACCAGCUGCCCUUCAGCUUUGAUUUUACUCUUGGCCCUGCUGUUCUUAAUUUCUCGCUUCUUGGGCUGAGCAGAUGGUUGGUGGCUUGAUGGGGCGAGUUGAGUCAGCAUUGCAUCUUCUAGGCUCCAAGCUUGUCUGCAUAGCCACUCGUCUUAGUUUCUUUUAGGAGCUUGGUUGGUUGUCAAAAGAUUUUUCUACUGUAGAAAGUCUUCUCUGGGAAGGAAAUGCAAUGACCUGAUCUACCAUGUAAAUUAGGUGUGGUUUCACUCCUACCACAUGAAAGCCGCUAGUAGGAGCGGGUGUUGUGGGCGAGUCCAACUUCCCAUGCAGAAUCCUUUCAAAAACAUUCCUGGGAGACAGAGGGCUCAUGCUCCAAACUGUAUGCCCCUUCCCUGUGACCCCGCUCUGUGACACCCCUGCCCCCUCAUCUGACUCAGGUUACACACCUUCUGCCUAUUCCCAACAACCUGUUACUCUUCACCUGUCAGAUGCCAACUUCUGUCCCUCUGAAAGUGGGGUUCUCUUAGCUACACCAGGCCUUUGGCAUUGGCUGGUGGGUAGUGAGUGCAGAGGGACAUGACUGUGCUGAAGGAAAUGGAAGGUUGUAUUUGAAACUUGCCUUCAGAUUUUCCUUCUUCCUGGUAGCCACAUCUUGCCACAGCUCAUAUGGAGCUUAUGGCCAAUUGUAAUGUCUUUCCACAUGAGCUUCUGUUUGGCCAGAUCUUUCUCAAUUGCUCCAAAUACACAUUUUUCAGUCAAGGACAUGAUAUCUACCCCUUUUACAUUUUGUUGGGAAUUUUGGUUAAAAUUGUCUGAUUCAGUACUUUGGUUCACCUGUAAAUCUGGUAGAUUUGCCUCUAAAAUGUUUAGUACAUUUCCAAACACUGUGAUAGAGCUAUUUUUUAAAGGAGAAAGGCAUAGUGCUCUAGCCUGGCAACAAUCACACGCUAUAUGCAAAUCCCUCUGCUAAUAUUGUCUUUAGAAGUGUUUAAAAGUCCCAUUUUAAAAAUGUGGUUUGAUGUUGUUUUUUCAUGACCCACAGAGAAUGAAGUGAUGAUUGAAUUGGGUCUCUGUUCAAGCAGGUUUAAUUAUACAUAAACAGUGGCCAAAAAUGAAUGAGUUACCCUCUUUAUUCUAUCUGCACCCAACUGCCUAGCCCUCCUGGCUCCUGGCUCCUUGUAUCUAAUCUAAAUAAAGAAUAAGGAGGGAAUUACAUGUUUUCUCAACUUUCAGUAUAUUGCUUCCCUCUCCAACAGUGUUAAUGCCUUGAAAGCCAAUGUUGUUUUUUUUCUUUUUCUUUUUUUGUUUUUCCACUGUUUUAAAAUGUCUUUCUAUUGCCUGUGUACACAGGAAUCUACACAUAUGUGCAUGUGUGUGCCUGUGUGUUUGCUUGUGCUUUGUAAGUAAAAUAUAACUUUUGACAGAAGUUUAUCUGGGGAAGGGAAUGCAGAGAGCUGGAAGGGGUCAGAUCAGGGGUGAGAAACAGAUCACCUGGUGGUGGAGAAACAUGAAUCUUGGUCUAGAAUUUGAUAUAAACUUAUAAUCUGACCUUGGGCAAGUCAUUUAGCCUCGAUGCACCUUGGAUUUCUGUUCUGUAACAUAACAAAUAAGAUCACCUCUCUGUUCCUUUGCAGCAAUGUUAUUUCUGUGUCUUUUAGACAGGAGGAUAGAUGGUAACCGAGAGGUGAAAUUAUAUAUUUUUAUGGCUCAAUAUUAUUCUCCUCUUUUUAUGGGUGAGUAAGCUGAGAAAUAGAAAAGUGAUUUUCUUCCAGUUACACAGGUAGUUAAUGGCAAUGACAGCAUGACCCAAGGACUUAGUAAUAUUGAGGACAGGUUUUCUCUCAGCGCAAAUUUCAUAGUUGAGUGCAUGUAUGCAUGUGUGUAUAUAUAAUAGGUGUGUACACACAUGUAUGCAAGCACGUAGAUGUGCAUGUAUACAUGCAUGGCUGUAUAAUGCAUUGUGUGCAUACUCACAUAUUUAUUACCUUAUGUGUAGCUGAACGUUUAUCACAUUUUUUCUUUUUUUUUUAAAGAUUUAUUUAUUUAUGCAUACAAGAACUGGGGUAUAGGCCAGAGGUGUGGGGGUGAGAGGAUUCACCAGAGACAGAGUGGGGAACAGAACAGGCAGAUAGACUAAAAUACAUUGCUGAGGGGAGCAGCGGGCGAGGCAGGAGAGGUCUGCUGCACCAUGGGACCAAACUUGGCUGGCCAGGGACCAAACUUGUGCUGCAGAGGCUGCGGACAGCUUCAUAGUGCUGUGCUUAACACCUUGCGCCAUCAGGGAGCCUCCAUAUCAAACUUUUUCUAAGGCAAUUUAUUCUC
This is a messenger RNA of Talpa occidentalis (Iberian mole), 8297 nucleotides long. RefSeq names its product SH3 domain and tetratricopeptide repeats 2 (gene SH3TC2). Gene Ontology annotation, cellular component: recycling endosome. The coding region runs from base 330 to 4259 and encodes 1309 amino acids. NCBI's taxonomy places the organism in Eukaryota, Metazoa, Chordata, Mammalia, Eulipotyphla, Talpidae. The transcript is spliced from 17 exons. Gene Ontology annotation, molecular function: protein binding. The record is from RefSeq and is a predicted model, not a curated record. Gene Ontology annotation, biological process: regulation of ERBB signaling pathway; regulation of intracellular protein transport.